This is a messenger RNA of Cryptotermes secundus, 5367 nucleotides long. RefSeq lists its product as uncharacterized. The coding region runs from base 1 to 5367 and encodes 1788 amino acids. Lineage: Eukaryota; Metazoa; Arthropoda; Insecta; Blattodea; Kalotermitidae. The transcript has a single exon. Gene Ontology annotation, molecular function: zinc ion binding; nucleic acid binding. The record is from RefSeq and is a predicted model, not a curated record. Gene Ontology annotation, biological process: DNA integration.
AUGGCAGAGCCAUCUGCAGACAAGCUUCACAACUUGAAGCGCAAACGCACCAGAGAAAGGGCGAACGUAACUCGCUUUGUCUCGGAGAUAAAUGGGUAUACAGAGACAACUCCAGCGGACGAUUAUCAGUACUCACAAGGCAGACUUCAGGAGACAUUGAACAAACUUGUUGUAUUAGACGAGGCGAUACAUGAUUUGCUAUCAGACAGCGAUUUCCCGACGGAUGUUGAAAAAUGUGAGGAAUAUAUCGACUCGGCCAAGCGUGCUAUACAUCGCGCCGCGAAGGGGCUGGACGAGAGGCUAGCCGCUUCAACGUCCGCUCUCAGUGUGACACCCUCGGUUCCCGUAGUCGCUGCUCCGAGUUUUGUUAGAUUGCCCACGAUGAAACUAGAGCCCUUCGCCGGGAAUGUAGAAGCAUGGUCUCGAUUUUGGGAGCAGUUCCAAUCGUCCGUCGACCAGAACCCGUCAGUGUCUCAGACUGAAAAGCACGUGUUUUUGAGAGGAUAUUUAGAGGGAGAACCUAAGCGUCUCGUGGAUGGCAUUCCUGUAAUUGCGGACACCUACGAGCAGACCAAGAAAAUCCUUCGGUCUAAAUAUGGAGACAAGAACCGGAUCAUUCAGGCUCAUCUGGAUUACUUAGAGAACCUUAGUCCAGCCCUUCACGAUGACCCGGAAUCCCUGAAUACGACGUAUGUUGAAUGUAACAGGCGGAUCCAGGCGCUAAUAGCAUUGGGUGAGGACGUCGAUGCCUACGGUCGGGUGCUUGCCCCGAAAAUUCUGCGAGCCUUCCCCGACGCCCUCUGCCGCCGCUGGCUUAUCCAUUCCAAAAGGACAAAUACGGCGGAAGGCAACCUCUCCGCGCUGAUGACGUUCUUGAACGAAGAAGUAGACGGGGCUCUGAUUGCGAGCAAGAUUCAUGGGGAGGUGCCGUCUCACUCGGACUUUACGCCUACCGCAGCGACUCUCCAUGUCCAUUCGAAGCAGAAGAGGACUGAGCGAAGGAAGAAGAGACCUGCCGAACCCUUCUGUGUCUUCUGCGAAGGUCGUAAUCAUUGGGCCCAGGACUGUACGGUCGUCCCGGAUGUGAAUAGCCGCAUCCAGAAACUGAAAGCUACCAACCGCUGCUUUCUUUGCCUCAACCGCGGCCACAACUCAAGGGCAUGCAAUAAGAGGGGAGGAGUGCAUUGCUCCAACUGCAGGGGCGGCCAUCACAGAUCCAUCUGUCAAACCAACCGGGAUCCGAUGCUCCCCACUUCGCAAACGCCGGAGACAUCCGUAAACAGGAUAGACGUUUCGUCCCUCAACUUCACGUACCUGCAGACGGCACGGGUAUGGAUUACUGGACCGACAGGGAGGAGCAAGCUUACCCGGUGCGUACUCGACGGAGGUAGUCAGUCGAGUUUUGUGAAUAAAUCCCUAAUAGAUGAACUACUGCUAGAGGUGAUCGACAAUAAGACCUUGUCAGUAAGUUCCUUUGAGACCGAGUCUCCCUCCUCCAGCUCACGCAGACUGGUCCAGAUGAACAUAAAGGGUAUCUGGACGAAUUUCAGCAUCCCUGUCUUUGCACUUGAGAGCGAUCACUCCUUUUCUCCUCUUCCAAGGGUCCCCCAUGACAUCCAGACUCUCGGGAACAUUCGUAAACUGCAACUGGCGGACCCCAAGGACAAUGGCGCUGAUCUUCCUAUCGAACUUCUGAUUGGCGGCGAUCAAUACUGGAGGAUUGUUAAAAAUACUGGACCUGUAAGGCUGUCGCCAUCCCUAGUACUACUACCGUCGCGAUUUGGAUGGAUACUCAGCGGAAGCCGCUCCGGCAUCACUGUGGAUUUCACGACUGUGAACUACAUAAAUUUGGGUCAAGCAGCCUCUCCCCAAGACGAUGACCUUCGCCGUUUUUGGGAUUUAGAAACGAUAGGGAUCUCCUUGGAACAACCUCAAACCAUGAGCGAAAGGGAUUCUUUACUUUUGUCCCAGUUUCACGCUUCCCACCGUCUUCAGAAUGGACGACGAGUGGUAUCACUUCCGAGAAAAGAACACGUCUCCCUAUCCAGCAACUAUCAUCACGCUAAGAAACGGUUCCACUCACUAGAAAGGAGACUUGAAAGGGACGAAACGCUACGCAAGGUCUACCACGAUCAGAUGUUCAACUACAUCAGGCAAGAGCAUGUAGAGAUUGCACCGCCUACAGACGGGACACAGGAUACUUACUACCUGCCCCACCAUUUAGUGAAGAAAGACAAACGUGGUCAUUUGAAAUGGCGCAUCGUCUUCGAUGGAGCAGCACAUGAGAGGGAUGCACCCUCUCUCAACGACGCUCUGGAAAUGGGACCAAACCUGCUUCCGGAGCUCCUCUCCUUGAUGUUAAGAUUCCGACAGCAUCCCCUGGCGAUUAUAGGAGACAUACGCCAAGCCUUUCUGCAGCUAACCCUGCAUCACAAGGAUAGAAACUUGACGCGGUUCCUGUGGUAUCACUGCCUCAAGCACGAGGAUGGGAGCUACACCCUGACGGACGAGGUUGUAUCGUAUCGCUUCACGAGAUUGCCAUUUGGACUCACUUGCAGCCCAUUUCUCCUUUCCGCUACACUACGGGAGCUAGCCACCAUUCAUGAGGGGGAAUUUCCUCAGGCAGCUGCUCUCAUCAACGAUCAUAUGUUCAUGGAUGACUUUGUUGCCGCUGUUGGAAAUGAUAAUGAUGUAAUCUCGCUCUACUACCAGCUCGUGCGCCUUAUGAAGAAAGUACAGAUGCCCAUGGCAAGGUGGGCAACUAAUUCACAGCAGCUAAAGGACAUUUGGACGGCCGAAGGCCGAGACAUCAAACAACAGGCUCAAGUUCUGGGCAUUGACUGGAACACCGAACUCGAUACCUUCAACUUUGAUCAUCGGGACGUCACAGAUAAAGUAGCGGCCGGUCCAACUACCAAGAGAUGCCUCCUACGGGCCGCUGCCACGUUCUACGACCCCCUUGGACUGGCUUCACCAACAUCAGUAGUGGCGAAGAUUUUAUUUCAGGAUACGUGGUGCCGUGGGAUUGGCUGGGACGAACUCCUGCCACACGAUCUCGGAGUACGAUGGCGCCACUGGAUCUCUACUCUUACUUCUCUGUCUCGUUUCAACAUUCCCCGCUGUGUUCACAUUAUGCAUAGCAAGGGGUCACAAGUUCAUGUAUUCUGCGAUGCCUCCGAGCGAGCUUAUGGCGCUGCGCUCUACGUUCGGAACCCAAUGGACCACGAUGCUACGGUACAACUAAUGUGCAGCAAAAAUCGACUCGCUCCUCUCAAAAGGGUCACCCUUCCACGCUUGGAGCUCCUUGCCGCUCUUUUAGGUGCCAGGCUCCUCCGCUACUUCAGCCGGGCAACAGACUACCCGAUUACGGAUGCUACCUUAUGGAGCGAUUCUCUGGUUACGUUGGGAUGGAUACGAGGAGACCCCAAUAAAUGGAAAACCUUCGUUUGUAACAGAGUGACCGAGAUUCAAACUUCCACUGCCCCUAGCCAGUGGCGACAUUGCCCAGGAGGGACCAACCCAGCUGACUGCCUAUCCCGAGGACUACCUGCUGACAAACUUGCCUCCUUUUCCUUAUGGUGGAAUGGUCCUAUUUGGCUUGCACAGCCUCCAAACUGCUGGCCUAAUGAUACUAACGUCCUAGACCCCACCCUACCGGAGGCCAAGAAAGCUGUGAACCAAGUUCUGACCGUCUCCUUGUUCGAGCCACUGCUUCAAAUUUCUAGAUUCAGUUCCCUUUGGAAGGUGUUACACAUCACCGCCCUCGUUAUUAGGUUUGUUCACAUGUUAAAGAGGAACGAACGACCACCAGCAGGCCUGACGGCGUCGGAAAUACACAAGGCGCGUAUGUACUGGAUCCGAGCAGUCCAAUCGGAAUGUUUUCCCGAGGAAGUAAGUCGUCUAAAGAGAGGCGAACUUGUGCAACGCACAUCGAGGAUUGCUUGUUUCAACCCUUACAUGGAAGAUGGAUUGAUUCGUUUAGGUGGAAGAUUGCAGUUCUCCAGACUUACGCCAGAUGAAAAACAUCCCGUUAUACUCGACGGCUCUCACCACUUCACGAAACUAUUGAUCAUGCAGACCCAUGUUAACCUUCAUCAUCUCGGAGUACAUAUUGUUCUGACGGAGCUCAGACAACAGUUCUGGAUACUGAGAGCCCGCCAAGCCAUAAGGAAAGUGCUCCAUGACUGCAUGCCCUGCAAAAUAGCUCACAACCGACACGCAGAUGCGUUAGAAGCACCACUUCCUGCGGACAGGGUUCAACCCUCCAAACCCUUUUCAAAUAUAGGAAUCGACUUCGCCGGACCCUUAUACAUUAAGUCCGGUGGAACCACUAAGAAAGCAUACAUUCUUCUAAUCACUUGCUCUUCCACGAGGGCACUGCACCUUGAGCUUACGACGGACCUCUCCACGGACCGAUUCCUGAUGGCCCUACAACGGUUUGUUGGAAGAAGAGGGCUACCCCACACCAUUUACUCAGAUAAUGCUCAGACCUUUCAUGCAGCCAACAAGGAACUAAAGGAAUUCGGUUCCGUGUUGUUAGAUCCCCGCACGCACCAAUAUCUCGCUCACCACAAUGUCACUUGGAAGUUUAUCCCCCCAAGGGCGGCUUGGUGGGGAGGGUGGUGGGAGAGGAUGGUGGGAUCCGUUAAACGCUGUCUACAGAAGACUUUAGGGAAGCUGCAGACCGACGAAGAGCAGACGAAUACCCUACUUGUCAGUAUUGAAGCCGCCCUCAAAUCGAGACCGCUCACAAAGGCGGAUGACCAGAACACCUUGACGCCAGCUCACUUCCUGACUGGAGAAAGACUGACCACGAUACCCUCCGGACAAGCAGCAGCAGCAAAUUCUAGUCUGAGCAAGCUGUAUAGGCUGAGGCAAAAGAUUGCAGACGACUUCUGGAGACGUUGGAUAAAGGAUUACCUCCUAGAACUAAGAUCUUUCCAUACACGCCAGAAUCCACGUAAAUCAGCUGAGCUCAAGAUUGGAGAUGUUGUACUCCUGCAGGAGAACCACAUUCGACGCUACAUGUGGAAGUUGGCCCGAGUGGAAGGACUUCGACCUGGCAGAGAUGGCGUGGCGCGGACCGUGCUCGUGAGGACGACCCACGGCUCGCAGAUGGCCAGAUCCAUUCAGCUGGUUAUCCCUCUGGAGAUCGGGAUAGACCAAGGUGGGGAGGAUGUGGAGGACACUCGCACGCUAUCUGGUGUGGAGGACACUCGCGCGCCAUCUGGUGUGGAGGACACUCGCGCGCCAUCUGGUGUGGAGGACACUCGGGCGCCAUCUGGUGUGGAGGGCACUUGCACGCAGUCUGGGGGGAUUCUACCAAACCAUUUGAUUCCUUUGUACCCCAGGCUCAGUCUCAAAUAA